Messenger RNA from Guillardia theta CCMP2712, 3426 nucleotides. RefSeq lists its product as hypothetical. NCBI's taxonomy places the organism in Eukaryota, Cryptophyceae, Pyrenomonadales, Geminigeraceae. Gene Ontology annotation, molecular function: protein binding. The transcript has a single exon. The record is from RefSeq and is a predicted model, not a curated record. Bases 1 to 3426 code for a protein of 1141 amino acids.
AUGCAGUGGGGGCAGGCGUGUAUGUUGGUGUUGCUGUAUGAUUAUGGGAUGGAGUGCGAUACCUCCAUCUCACAGGCUUGCAGCUCUGAGUCUUCUUGUCAGUCUUGCGUUGAUCCGAACUCCUAUCAAGUUUCUUGUCAGUCCCUCAACCCAGGACAUUUCACGGGCUGUGACUGCAACUCCAACUAUUACUGGGAUUCUUCAAGCCAUUCUUGCCUGAAAUGCGCUACUUGUUCUAGUGGAAAGUACAGGAGCGGGGGAUGUAUCAGUACGAGUGAUACGGUAUGCUCGACAUGCUCGACCUGUCCCAGCGGGAAGUACAGGAGCGGGGGAUGCAGCAACACAAGCGACUCGGCGUGCUCGACAUGCUCGACCUGUCCUAGUGGGUAUUACAAGACUGGGGGAUGCAGCGGUACGCAUGAUACGGUAUGCUCCCCAUGCUCAUCCUGCCCUAGUGGGUAUUACAAGACUGGGGGAUGUAGCGGUACAAGUGACUCGGUAUGCUCGCCAUGUACCUGCUCAGGCAACGUAUACUUGAGCAUAGGAUGCUCUUUGUCAUGGACGUACAGUCGAACCUUGCUCUCAGAUACUGGUUCUGUCUUGUCACAGUGGGAGGAAAGGCUGUAUUACAACAAGCAGAACCAGCUGCUCUUUGUCAGGUAUUACUUCUUCAUCCAUGCAGAUUGGUCCUCAUCUGGGGGAAUCGACUAUUCCACAUACUAUGAUGACAACAGUUCCUUGGCAGCCUACAUAUCAACGAACUCAACUGCAAUCUAUACAGAUCAAAUUUUGCGGUUUGAAAAAGGCAACACUAUGGGGACCGGGUUUUAUUGGAAUUCCGGUCCCACAUACAAUGUUGUUGGCCAUGCAUACAGCAUCAAUGUAUACAUAGCAACUUGGAGCAACCCGGUAUGCUCGAACUGCUCGACAUGCCCGAUCGGCAAGUACAUCAGCAGCGCCUGCAGCAACAACAGCGAUACAGUAUGCGCAUACUGCUCGACAUGCCCGAGCGGCAAGUACAUCAGCAGCGCCUGCAGCAACAACAGCGAUACAGUAUGCUCGAACUGCUCGACAUGCUCGAGCGGCAAGGACAGCACCUGCAGCAGCAUCUGCAAUGCAGUGAAUGUGAUGGCUUCCGUGCCCUGUACUAUGUCGUGUCCCAACGGCUCGUACUCUAGGUACAGAUACUCCAUUAACUUUGCGAGGAGUUGUACCGCAGGUGCAUGUCCAGCGGUGCAGACCUCUGAUGCCUCCACGAGCACUGGUGCCGCAAAAGCCGUGGACAGUUACUACAACAAGGCCGACAGCAUUGCAGAGACUGCGAUCGCUACCGAUGCAUACUGGCAGGUCAAUCUCACGGCUCUCAACUUCGUACAGGAGGUUCAUAUCUUUCCAGAUUACCUGGACUACACGCUGAGCGAGAGUGUGUUUGUGUUUGUGAGUGAGAACUCUACCGUUGGGUCCGGUCAUCUAUGUGGAAAAAUCGAAUCCUUGACUUCCCCCUUCGAUGUGAAAGUCAAGUCUUAUAACCCUCAGGGUACCUUUGGAUUUUCUGCUGCUAUUGCUCAGUCAUGGGGUGCAAGCGACAUGUUCUUCAUUUGCAAGUUGUUCUUCCAAAGUAACGUACAGAAUGGGCUGAUCUUCGAAGCGGGGGGCUCGGAUGCAGGCACGUGGUUAGGAAUCCGAGACAGCAGCACACGUCCUGUGCUCCGAUUGCGCGCAGGAGAUGGAGGAACGAACAUCACCGUGGGGUCUGGUGGCACGUCUACGGCAUCAUGCAUUGACGUUCAUGAUUUUCCCUCUGACGACCAAUACCACAUUGUUGCAUGGCAGUACAUCGUGAGCACGAGGACGAUCAAUCUUUGGAUAGACGGAGCUUUGAAAGGAACAAGCUCCACCACGGAGUGGAACAGUGCCGUCACCUCUUGGAGCGGAGGCGACGAUGCAACGUACAUCUUGAGCUGCAAUUCGUCAAUAACAGUCGGUGAGGCAACAGCAGGGUGGCCGAACCAUUACGCCAGCGACCUCUACCAGUUCAGCUCCUUCUCGGAUGUUCCCCAGCUGGCUUCGAUCCCGAGGUUGGGGAACAUAGAGGAGAUCAUACGGUGCGACUAUCUCGGCCAGUAUGUCACGAUACAGAAACCCGGGAGGGCGAGACUGGGGCUGAGCGAGGUAGCGGUGUAUGGUGGGUGCGUGAGCUGUGCAGACAACGGAGUGACGACCCAAGAGAGCCCGGAUAUCAUGGCUCCAUGCAGUUUGCCUUGCGCUGCUGGCUCCUGGAGUCCGUCGGGAAACGCCUUCGACCUUCCAAGGGUGUGCAGCGCGGGCGCCUGCCCGUCUACUCAGACAAGCACGGCAUCUCCUGGCACUGGCCCCGAUAAGGCAAUCGACGGAUAUUUCAAUAGCCCACAGAGCAUCGCUGUCACGAGCAGCGUCGCUGACCUGUACUGGCAAGUUGACUUGCAAUCCAUGCAGUUGGUGCAAGAGGUUCGCAUCUACCCGGAUUACCUCGACUACACCAACACGGAGAACGUCAACGUAUACCUGAGCAACUCGACCGUGCUUGGCUCAGGGAGACUAUGCGGCACAAUUGGUACGAUCAUUUUGCCGCUCGAUGCGUACGUGACGUCAUUCAGCCCUUCUUCGAGGUACGGUUUCAGCAGCGCCAUCAGUCAGUCAUACGGUACGAGCGAUCAAUUCUUCAUAUGCAGAGUACUCUUCCCUACCAACAUCACAGACGGGUUGAUCUUUGAGGCCGGGGCUACAUAUACAGGCACAUGGAUCGGUGUGAGGGACAGCAGCACCACACCUGUGUUUCGCUUCCGAGCUGGGAAUGGGAGUACGUCUAUUCCCGUUGGUGGCAGCAUCAUCGGCGCGGCUUGCAUCGACCUGUACACCUUCCCAGCAGAUGGACUCUACCACAUUGUAGCCUGGCAAUACAUCAUCAGCACUGGAACCAUCAACCUCUGGCUCGAUGGGGUGUUGGCAGGUACCGCCUCGUGCGGGCAGUUUACCGGUGGAUCUGCUUUCGGAGCGAAUGACGGAACAUACAUGUACGCCUCCACCGCGGUGAAUGUCGGAGAGCCUAGCACAGGUUGGCCCAAGCAAUACGCCAGUGACCUCUAUCGUUUCAACUCGUCUACGUACGUCCCGGAGCUUUCCUCUUUCACACAGACUUCUAACCCUCACAUCUCGAUGAACUGCUCGGAUGUCGGGCAGUACAUUCGACUCGAGAAGGCUGGCACGGGUGUGCUAGGGGUGAGCGAGGUAGCUGUGUACGGGGGAUGCGUCAAGUGUGCGGUCAAUGCGACAACAUUGCAAAGCGGCUCGACUUCAAUAUCCGAUUGCGGUUCCAUCGCUCAGACGUAUACCGACGCGAAUGUCAAUCAAUCUUGUAUCAAUUAUGCUAUGUCUCUUUAUCAAUAA